ACCAAUGGUCGAACAACAAUCAUCGCUCCCAAGUUGCAGGAUCUUCGACAACAAUGCCAGAACGCUGGACUUGAUCCUACCGGGAAAGUUUCGGAGUUGGUCCAACGCCGAAAGGACAAUCGGAAUCGCAUGGAGAAUUUGCCAGCGCAUCAAGAGGAUCCAACAUGUGACGCAAUACUCGGUACCCAAUCGAUGAUCAGUAGCGUGGAUGACAUGAAGAGAGACGCCCAUGAUGAGCUGGAACAAACACUAGAAGAGGGGGAACUCGAGGUUCGUGAGGUGAUGCGAGAUCAUUACGUCGGUAAUCCCCGGGGUCCUGGUCUCGCUAGUCUUCCGGAGCGUCUCCAUAUAGUCGAGGAGGAAAAUGCUGGAGACAAGGCCGAGAUCGCCGAGCUGAAGCAUUAUGUAUCCAUAUUGAGGAUUGCGGGGCCUGAUUAUAAAAGGGUUCGGAAUAGAUUUCUCUCCGUCUUUAAAUGGGAUAAAAUAGAAGUGCCCCUCAAGCAGUCGGACCGGAAUUUCAUUGCAGAGGGCAACGUGGUCGCACAUUCGGGCGAUGCUGCCAUUGAUGUUUUGUUGUAUGAUGGCGCUGGGGGACGACAAGAUUGGUACGUAUUAGAGGAACUUUACGGACUACACCCCUCUGAUGUCCGGAAAAUCAGUAAGUAAUCCUCGCUAUCUAAUCAACUUCAGUACCAGUAUUAAUGCUAACUUCUCCAGCCCACAAGGAAACAAUCGAGAUAUUGAAUCUCAACGCCAGAGUCAAAGCCAACGAGAUACCAGGGGCAAAUGAAUUCUGCCGAAGAUUUCGCGUCUUUAUAGUGGCAUUGAGAAUGGAGGACCCGGGGUUCAACUAUUUGCAGGAGGAUCUCCCGAAUCCAACCUGCGCUGCGUACUGGUCGCUACGCGAGGUUCACAUAUGAGGAUCAAGGUAAUGUCACGACCAGAGCCAUUCCAUACAGCAGAUACUAAUAAUACUUUAGUAGAUUCACAAAGGAAGGGGGCGGGGUUUUGGUGUGGUGUGGUGGGGUGGCGGGUGAGCGUGGCGGCGGUUGGGUGGGAGAGGGGUAGGACUCUUUUGCUACUUCUGUACUCUCUCUUCUUUCUUUGCUGUUUUGGUGCCUUUUGUGGCACGGGUUUUGUCAUGUAUAUUAGAGGAGUUUAUCCGGACUAUGUUAAUUCACAACUGU
Messenger RNA from Tuber aestivum (summer truffle), 1187 nucleotides. The record is from the annotation of a GenBank genome assembly. NCBI's taxonomy places the organism in Eukaryota, Fungi, Ascomycota, Pezizomycetes, Pezizales, Tuberaceae.